GGCUUUUGAGUCAUUCUUUAUUUAAUUCUCCGGCUGCAGCUCCAGGUCUCUCACAGUGAGAACGUGGCACUGUAGUAGGUAUAUACAGCCUCUCCUCCGACAUCCUCUCUCCAGCGUCCAUUAACCAGGGUCUGGGGGACAACAAAGAGGUUGUCAGAAAUUUUAGUGUUGAAUGGUGCAAUUGAUACCCAAUCAACAAAUAUGGCUUCACCCACACCUUCACAGAGUGACACGACGACUUCGGCGUCAACUACGUCAAAUUCAUCCGACAGCGAGAUGGGCGAGACGACAGGGCCCAACACUCGAUGCUCCAUCUGCCAUGAAACCUUCACCAUCCCUAAGGUGCUAAGCUGCUUCCACACAUUCUGUCAGCCCUGCCUGGAGAAACAGCAGGAGGUUGCAGACAAGGUCAGCUGCUCUGAAUGUCACCAGGACACUUUCCUGGGCGGUCAGGGGUUGACUGGUCUCCUGCCGGACUACGCGGUCAGCAAUUUGUUAGAAACAAAUGCUCUGGACACAAGUGCCUUACAUUGCACAGGCUGCAAGAGCAAGGACCUCAAUGCAGUAGCCCGCUGCUUUGACUGUGCUAACUUCCUGUGCGCCAACUGUGUGAUGGCUCACCAGUUUAUGCAUUGUUUCGAGGGUCACAGAGUGGCAAGUCUGAGCGAGCUGCAGGGCAACAAAGAAGACAGUGGGAACAAGACGGAGAAACCCAUCUACUGUCCACGUCACAAGACUGACGUACUUAAGUUUUAUUGCAAGACAUGUUCGCAGCCAAUCUGUAAGGAGUGCACAGUGUUCGACCAUGGCCGCGGGCAUGACUGCCAGUUCAUCAUGGACAUCGGAGAGCGACAGAUGGAUCAGUUGAGAAGCCUUGACGAAGAUGCCAAGGGCAAAAUCACUGAGCUGCGGACAUCAGCCAAGGGAAUCGAACAUAUGUCCAGCAGGUUACAAGUCCAGUACCACAAGGCACAGAAUGACAUAAAUGACACUUACAACUUCUAUCGCGCAAUGAUUGAGGAGCGCAAGCAAGAGUGUCUGAAGGAGCUGGAUCAGGUGUUCAAUACCAAGCAGGUGUCCAUCAGUACACUAGCUCAGAAGAUUCAGGAGAACAUCGACAGGCUCUACCAGGGAUGUGAGUUUGUUGAUAAAGUCCUCAAAUUUGCCAGCAUCACCGAAGCAUUGUUGUUCAAGAAUCUAGUGGAACAGAGAUUCCAGAACAUGUUCAACUUUAGCCCAGACAUGGAUAAUCAGGCCUACUUUGACAUGGAGUUUGUGUCCAACUUCCAGGCCAUCACCACCGGAGUGCGCAACACCUUCGGGUACAUACGCGAGGGUGAAGACAUGAUAGCUCCAGUCCAGAAACAACAGCCCAUUGCUCGACCAAAUGGCAUUGUCACCCAGACCCCAGUUCUCACUAAUGGUCACAUCUUCGAGCCUCCACCGAUGACCAAGAGCGAGUUUGGUUCGUCCAACAGUCUGAUCUUCCCACCGUCUGAUACAAGCAUGUAUGAGAAAUGGUCUGUAGGUCUGGACAUCUUUCAAAAUGGCGUUGAUGUAUUCUCCACAAGCAGUGACCCUCUCUUCGAUCUGACAUCCAAGAUGAACAUGACGAGUCUUUAUCCACCGAAAUCCCAGAUCAAACGUCAGAAGAUGAUCUACCACUGUAAGUUUGGCGAGUUUGGUGUGAUGGAGGGACAGUUCACCGAGCCCAGUGGAGUCUCUGUCAACGCUCAAAACGACAUCAUUGUCGCAGACACCAACAACCAUCGCAUUCAGAUCUUCGACAAGGAGGGCCGAUUCAAAUUCCAGUUUGGUGAAUGUGGAAAGAGAGAUGGACAACUGCUGUAUCCUAACAGAGUUGCAGUUGUCCAGUCGUCUGGUGACAUCAUCGUGACGGAGAGAAGCCCCACCCAUCAGAUCCAGAUCUACAACCAAUAUGGACAGUUUGUCCGUAAGUUUGGUGCCAACAUUCUCCAGCACCCUCGAGGAGUCACUGUAGAUAACAAAGGUCGCAUUGUUAUCGUGGAGUGCAAGGUGAUGAGGGUGAUAAUCUUCGACCAGUAUGGAAACGUCCUACACAAGUUUGGCUGCUCAAAACACUUAGAAUUCCCCAAUGGCGUAGUCGUCAACGAUAAGGAAGAGAUCUUCAUCAGUGACAACCGUGCUCACUGCGUUAAAGUCUUCAACUACCAGGGAGUGUUCCUGCGACAGAUAGGUGGCGAAGGCAUCACAAACUAUCCUAUUGGCGUCGGGAUCAACGGUCAAGGUGACAUUCUAGUAGCUGACAAUCACAACAACUUCAAUCUGACCAUCUUCACUCAGGAGGGCCAGCUUAUCAACGCCCUGGAAAGCAAGGUGAAGCAUGCUCAGUGCUUUGACGUUGCCCUCAUGGAUGAUGGAUCCGUGGUCUUAGCCAGCAAGGACUACCGGCUCUACAUCUACCGCUACUCACAGAUACCGGGCAUGGGCAUGUGACUAGACUGGGAGGCCGGACCAGACCGGGACGAGCGUCUGUUUCAGCAUUUAAUGAGCACCCGCCCACCUUGCACAUAAGUGGUUGUUGUUUUGGGAUUGCCUGGUUGUCGGACUGAUCCGGAUCGUUAAAGAGUUUGGUUAGUUUGGAGAUGAAGCAAGAAAUCCUACUUAGGAUGGAACAGAACAGAAGACUGCCCCGUUUUAUGGCUGCCAUAUAUAUUGUUUACAAUGUUAUGACCGAGAUGACAGAGUUGUCGGCUUUGGUUGAAAUGUGACGUUGAUUUCAUAUGAUUGUAUACGACUGCUUCAGCAAGCAAGCAUUUUUGGAUGACUAUUAUUUGUUAUUGCGUGUGCUUGUCAACACGUAAAUCUGGAAUGUGAUUCCGCAGAAUUUACUCAGCAGUAACGACACUAGUCAGACAUUUUCUAUCACAUGACGGCCUCCGUCUACGCGGAACUAAGUCUGGUCAUGUCUAUUGUGUUGCUAUGACAACAAUCGUCAUAUCAUGCCAGAUUAUUGGGUCCUAGUUAAUAUUGUGUCGCUGCAUCAGCCCAGCAGUCCCAUUGGUGGGGAAUUGUUAUUUUUUAUUAUCCUUUAUUAUGUUGUUUCUGCAUGGCCAUCAUAUAAAACAUUUAAAAUCAGUAUUCACAUCACCCGGCUACACCUUUGAGAUCGCUGUGCUGAUGUGGCUGCAAAAAAUCCCUACAGGAAAGGAAAAACAUAGUUUCUCCUUUUCUUUUUAUACUAAUUUAUUGAAAAAGAAAUGUGAAAAAUAUUUUUUCUGCAAAAGAGAAAUGUGAAAACCAAAGGGUCACCCGACUGUAUCAUCGUUGUCAACUGCUAAUAAGCUUCUUGCCUGAACAAAACUUUUAUCGUCUUUUUUUCUCUUGGCUUUCUUUCUUCACAUUAAUUUUACACUUUAAAUUUCGGGAAAAUGGCGUUCUGUUUCUAGAGCUGGAAAUUUAGAAGUUUCCAAUGAUGGAUACAUAAUCGAUGCCAUCAAAGAACUUUUCAAGGCCAGCAGACGACAGUUGAUGCACGGGCCCCUUCUGCUGUACUGAUGUGAUAGCCAUGUUGUGGCAUUGUUCCUUAGUUACUCUGUUCCCUCUCAAUUUGACCAGAUUAUUUAAUUAUGCUUUGUAAAGGUUUUUCAGUGUUAUUUAAUUUGUAGUUUAGUAUAUAUAUAUAGCGUUGAAAUAUUCUCAUGUUGUCCUAGAUUUCUAUAUAUAGUUGUUUGGUUUGGUUAUAAUUGUUUUCCCGCCUUGUUUAAUAUUUGACCCCCUGAUUUUUGUUGUUGUUGUUGUUUUCCCCUUUUUUAUGAUAUUAUAAUUGGUUGCUGGUUCUCUGUUAGGUCACUGUUCUGCCACAGUGACGUGUUGCUGUCAUGGCUACCUCAAAUGAUACUGUAUUUAUAUACAAGUAGAUCAAAACUUCAUAGCAGUCAAAACAGGUGGAAUAAUUGUUUUCGUUUAAAUAUUUAUGUAUUAUGUCAAAAAAAAGUUUUUGAUCAGAAAAGAGUUGAAAGGGAGAUCAAUAUUCUAUUGAAGAAAAAUGCCAAAAUGUUAACAUACAUUCGUAAGUUCACCGUUCUUCUUAUACAAUGAGGAAUAUAAAGGUUAUUGUAUGUUAACACAGUUUUCUCAUAUCUCCUUAAUUGGUAUUGAAAUGAUACCAGUAAAAUAAAGGUUGUUUAAUAUCUCCGACACUAAGGGUUUACAACAUUGUUUGAUAAUAUUUUGGUCAAUGGUGAAAAACAAUAUAAAAUUUAUGAUUGUGUAUAGCUUCUUGGCAUAAUAUUAUUUUUUCUCUUUUAUUUUAUUUAUGAAAAACAAAAGACUAUUAUUAAGAAAGAAGAGUUUAUGCCUGCAGACAAGGGUUUUGCAUAUUUUAUUGUAGAAAGUGAAACAUAGGAGUUCCGAAUAUAUUUCGUAUUCAAGUUUUUAAUGUUUUUUGUACCAAUGUACCGAGAUGUUGUGUUUUCACCAAUUAAAGUUAAGCUUUACUAAACAGCACACAAUCUGCUGGAGUAUUUCAUGCAAGUUGGUUUUUUUCCCGAGAGAUAUCGUGAUUUCGUAUUGUAUUUUUAUACUACCUGAGAUUUUUUUGUAUGUCUUUAUUAUCUGGUCACAAGGAGUUUUGUACUCUAUGUUCUAGGUGUUGUGUGCGACGUAGCUGUGUUAGUUAGUCCGAGACAAACUGGUACGACGGCCAAAAUGAUACCUCGCCAUGUUUGUCUCUAUAUAUAGAGAGCCACGCUCAUUGGUCCAUAUCUUACGCUGGAGAAUGUGGAUGUAGUGUUGUAGGCUGUCAACAAAAGGGUUUGCUCCGUUUAUAGACCAAAUUGUUUUUUCUACUGAAAAGGAAAACUUAAUUAAGAAGUUUUAUUAAGUAUUUGAUAAUAUUAUUUAGAUACUAGUUAUAAGCGUAUUCCUAUUUCUUCCAUUUGCAUGUAACACUGGGAAGUUGUUCUCUAGGUUUACAUGACAUGCCUCUUAAGUCCAAAAGUGAACUUUUUUCAAAAUCAAAAUAGAUGUUGAUUACAAGCAUUAUGAGAGUUAUUGUGGGACUGGAUGUUAGCUGUUACCUAGGUGUAUUUUGAGUUAUUUUAUUGUGUACAUUCGUGCAAAUUGAUACAAUUUCUAUGGGGAACUGUUGCACAAGAAGUCCUCUCUUGCCCAAUAUUAUGUAGCUUGUCUAGUUAUGCUUUAUUUUGUUGGAAGUGUGUGGGUUCACAACCUCCACCAAUAUCCACAAAUAGAUAUUCCUCUCAGCAAAUCAUGAACAAAGUGAUUAUGGGGUGAAACUAUUUGUUAUCAUCUUGUUGGGGUUUAAUGUCUUAUAAUAAGAAGGGAAAAGUAGGCUGGAUUAUACAGAUCGUGUCAGAAGAAAAGAUUAACAUAAAUUAUCACCAAAUUUCCACAUGCAUGUGGUUAUACCGUUUUCAUUAUCAGAAUUUAUUAAAUGAUCAUGGUUUUGAUAUUUGAAGAAAGAAAGAAAAAAAUAGUUGUUUAAUUUUGAUUCGAGUACUCGUUCCCGUUAUAAGUGCUUUUCUCACUAACUGAAGAUGAUUUUGCCAUUUAAUGUGUAAGUGUUCAAAAGUAUGAAUUAUUUUUCUAAGUAUGUUAACCGUUAUAUAGGGGAGAAGUGUUGACCAAACCGUUAUCAAAUAUACCACGGUGUCUUCCUAUCUGUAUGCAUGUGUUUAUCCAACCCUUACUCUGUGUCUUGGACCAGUCCACUGAGAGUUUACCUGCUCCGAUGGACUGUUCCACUGUCAUGAAUAGUGGGGAUGGAUGGAUAUGCAAUCAUAACUGUUCGUUGUUGUUUUAAGCUGUUAUGAGAAUGCAUAAGCAUGAAUAGGCCUUAAUUUGUAAAAAAAAAAGGAAAAAACUAUUAAGAAAAAAAAUACAAAGAAAACUGUUUUUGCUUGUUCACUGUCAUUUUGAUAUCAUUAUCCAUGUUGCUAUGUGAAUUUUCUGUUGAGAUUCCCAGCUACGGGUAGAGAGAUCAGGGUUUGCUGUUCUCUUAUAUUGUUUGGCCCCAUCUCGCUACCCGGCCAAGCGGGCUUGUUACAAAUUUUACCUGUGUAGACGAUGCAUUAUGUGGUAAGAAACGGUGCUGAAGCCACCAUGAGUAUAAUCACCAAUUCCUCUUCUCAUUUUUUAUAUGAAAUGAAAACAAAAUUCACUCACCAAAUUCAUGCAUGCAUUGGAAAAGCCCGGUCUUUUAUUGAAAUGUUCCAUCCUCAUUUUCACUGUUGUCAUCAAGUUCAUCCCAAUGUGUGAUUGCCUUAUGCAUUGUCUAAAACGACCACUUUAUAUUCUGGUAUUUUGUAAAUGCGUUGUUUAGCUUUGUGUGUAUGCUUUAAAUGUUUGGUAGCUGUCCGACAUAUUUUCUGUCUGGUUAUCAAUAACAUGGUUAACAGUUGUUUUUUUUUCUAACAAAAUCCACAAAAUCUAUAUAAGAAAUAAAACAAACCUUGUUAUCUCCCUCGUUAACAUGUAGCGUUAAAUUGUUAAUUUUCUACUAUUAGUGCUAAACAUAGAGUUGUCUCGUCUUAUCUUCAACGGCCCUUGGAAGAAUGGUCUUGAGUGCAGACUUUGAAAUUGUUUCAUAUGCGAUCAUUUAUUUCAGAUUUAGAAUUUUUACAACCAACUCCUGACUCUUCGAUGUGCAUUUGUCAUCAAAGUGUUGCUACCUUAGAUAGUACAUUCCCCAUAGUUACACGUCCUUGUUACCGUGGUGAUUAGUUGUCACCACUAUUCAUCAUUAUCCAGCCAUGUUUUUGUGCAUUGGUAGAUUUUUGUAUACACAAAUGCUCACAGUAUAAUCCCGAGAUUUUACAAGAAAUAUUUGCCUCAGUCGACUUCAACCCCUUUUGUUUAUUAUAAUAAUUUAUUUUGCAAUUUGUUGAUCUAGAACCACCUCAUUUGUUAUGUAAAGUUCCCCAGAAUAUCCCAAUCCUAAGUUAUCUCCCUUUGACAGUUCGUCUCGAUAGGUGUGUAGAACUUGAUGAAUGACCUCCCCUGUAAAUAAAUUGUGAGAUGUUCACCUAAAGUCUGGUCAAGACAGAGAGACAACGUCCAGCUUUUGUUUAUAUUUAAUGUAAAGUGACCACAUAAAAUCGUAUGUUGUAUGUCUGUUGCUAACAUUAUUUACAGAAAGUGCCAUUAUUUAAAGUAAUUUCUUGGUUUGUUCCUCUUUGUUGCCUGUUAUUGUUUGUGUGUACCUAUACCUGUGGGUGAUAAGUGUUGGUGGGUCGUUGUUGUGGGUUCCUGUAAUGCUGAUAUCAUGUCUCUUUGUCCUAGUAUACACUGUGAUGAUGCCUGCAUGUAUAUGUAGCCAGCCCUGGAGCCAGUGUUCGUUUAGUGUCUGUGAUCUAAGUCAGUUAUAGUCCACAUUGAGUUCUAGUACAUUUUUAACUAAUUGAUUUAUUGAUUAUUUGGUUGACUUACCACAGGUGUAGCUAUAUGUUAAAACAAGGCCCAUGUUAGAUAUUUUACAAACAGACAUAAAACCCAUGCAAAAUCAGCCGUCAUCACCACUCUGUUGAGUCUGUGUUCAUCCCAUGCGUUGUUAUCCCAUCACACUAAAGCAAUAUAUUGUUAUCCUCAUAAACUACAAUCAUGGCCGGAUGCAGUGUUACGUAGUUUUAUAAGUCCCUGGAUGUGCUCUAACGUGGGUAGAUGACUUACUCUAGCUGGUCCAUUUCCUGUAUCCCCAUCAAUUACUUAAUUCAGUACAAAUGUACCACAACAAAUUACUUCUUUUUCAACGCAUUGUCCGUGUGAUUUUAUUCACAUUAUUAAAAUAUAAAAGGGGAUUAAAUUGUAGUUUGUUCAAGAACAAAAAUUACUGACAGCUUUCAGCAAUGUUUUUCUUAACCAGUUAAAAAAAAAUCUUAAGUUAACCUGAACCGACUUGUCAUACCUGUAAUUCUGAUUCAAUAAUCUAUUUAAAUUAAUAAUAUUUAAUUUAAUUUUUUUAGUUACAAAUAAAUUGAUGUUACUUGGUCAAAGAAAUUAUGUGUAUAUGAAUUGUGAAUAGGCAUGUUUUGAAUGUAAAGAGAUUUUUUAAUCAACAUUGUGAAUGGCACUGGGCAUUGAUAAUUUUGGUGUAUAUUAUGUAUAAAGGCUAGCAUGUCAAAUUUUGUACAUGGUAGAUGGAUUGCAUGUUGUAUAUUUUAUUAUUAAAACAAAUUGUUAUUUUGGGGAGUUAUCUUUAAAGUCCAAUUUGACUUUGAGAGAGAUCUGUAUAGUAUCUGAAAGGAAAUUUAUGUUUAAUAGCUGUUGGUAGGCUUCAUCUGGACAAGACUCAAUCUUGUCUUUCUUUUGAGUUUUCAAUUUUGACAUGGCUUUUGUGGAUCUUGUAGAGAUGUGCAGCAUGGAAGAAAUUUUACCAGAGCUAUGUAGGGCAGAUAUUGUUGAAAUGAAGUUAAUGUUAGGUUUGGUGCAGCAAAGUUGUGGGUUAAAAAAAUAAAACACUAUUAAAAAAAUUAACAAAAAUAUAUUGUUGAUUGUUGAGCGAAAGGUCCAAUAGUGGUAGGUUUGAACCCGUACUAUUUUUUGCAUGAUAUGGAAUCAUUGAAUUUACAUAAAUGUUGCCUUUGACAAUAUGUUGCAAUGUUUGUUUGGUUUUUUUUUUUUUUUUUUUUUUUUUUAAAAAUNCCAGCUAGUGUUACUAAUGAUUCAAAUACAAAACAUAAUCAUGUGUUUUCUUAUUCUCAAUACUGGGAACAAGGGUGUGGUUCCUGGUGUGGGUGUUGUAUGUUACUCUAUGGUCUGCUUCACAUUCUCAAUUUGUGCUGUUGACAUAAGGGGCCUUGUUACCAUAGUUAUAUGAACAAUUCAUGGAAUUUAUUUUCCAAACCUGCCAAAAACAAGUUGGAUCUAAAUAUGAUGGUUAUCUUUUUGUCUUGUGCUCGUCAGGAGGACGGUUUCCAUAUGACUGUAUAUCUACAGAUAUAUAUAUAAAACACAUAAUAUAUUUAGGUAGUUACAAGUUGUUGUGUGAUCAUUGUUUGUCAAACAUUAUCAAUAUUAAGUGUUGUUUUUUAGGCUUCAUUCCGAUUUAACUUCAAGAUAUAUUAUCUAGGAAAGGGGAAAUGCCAGGCUUAACAGAAGAGCUCAGGUUUUGUCCAGGCUUAACAAAGAGCUCAGGUUUUGUCCAGGCUUAACAGAGAGCUCAGAUUUUGUCCAGGCUUAACAAAGAGCUCAGGUUUUGUAGAAUUUUCUUUGGUUUGCCUUUUUUCUGUUUUUGAUGGAAAGAAAUUUCAAGUAUUUUUAAUGAUAUUAUCGCUUACUUUUUUUUUAAUCCAGAAGUAUUUUGAAAAGGUAUAUAUGCUGAUGUUACCACAUGACAAAAAUAUGGAGAAAAAUAAUCAAAUUUGAUGAUGGCACUAGCAUUGAAUGCAGAAAAUGUAUGAAUUUUGUACCCUUUUGUAGUAUUUUGUAAUCAUUGAACUUCUUGGAAUGGAGGUGUAUAGUAAUACUCAAGAAAGUGUUGACUUGCAAUUUGUUGGUUGUUAGAUUCAAAUAUCAGUCAUUAUCAAAAAUAAAUGUUAAGCAAUACAAAUCACAUAAAACUGGAGAUAUUUGUAGGUUCGACCUUAGCCUCAUAUUAUAUACUUAUUCAUGAAAAUUGUUUUUAGGUAUGAACAAUGUUAAAUAAAAUGAUUGUUACAAAUUUAAAUGGGCAAAUUCCCUAAUCGAUUCUAUGUUUGUUUCAAAAGUGUGGGAGAAAUUUACUUUUGAGUGACAGUUUUUGAAUUUUUUUAAAACUUGAUUUUUUUUUAAGUGUAUGUUCAGGCCAGUUAUGUAAAAAAGUAUUUGCUCUGCAGAUUAAAUAUUAAAUUUACUCUUAUUUUCUAAUUAAAAACAAUAUAUUGGGUUAAUGAAAGCCUUUUACUUAAUCUUAGAUGUUUGUUACCCAUACAGACCUGUAAUUGCUCACGGUUAAAAGACUUCAGUCAAAAGAAUAGGAAACCUCAUGCGGACCUUGUGCCCAGACACGUUUUGACCAAAAGAUGUUCAGACUAGUGUCGGCUUACAAACAUACCAAUUCUUACAUUAUAGUUGGUUAUUAUUACCUAUUAUUAUUAUUAUUAUUAUUAUUAUAUAUACUUUUUUUCAUGUUGACCCAUAUUAAUCUGUUGUUCACAAAUUAUCAAAUAUAGUGUCUGCUUUGUUUUUCUUUUCCUUUUUUGUUUUGUCUAACAAUGAAUUAAUAAAUAGUUUAGAAAGAAACUGCAUGAAGUGAAUAUUAAACAAAAAAUAAAACAAACAAAAAAAAUAAACAUUUUUUAUUGCCAAUGUAUUUAAAUAUGUUAUAUAUCUGUUCUUAGAUUUUUCUUGAAUGUUAAGUUUUUACUGGUACUGUAUCCACAAUUUUGAAUUAUUCACAUUUUGUUAACUAGCAUUUAGAGUGAGUGCCAGCCAUGUUUUAAUGGAAGUGUUGUAUAAACGUUCACAUUAUCAGGAAUUUGUAGAUUGCCUUUGUUUUUGCUUAUAUCCCUUGAUUAGUUUAAAACAACUCCCCCUUCCCCACCUUCAAAUUUGACAUCAGAAUGCGACAUUUCCCAGGAUGUAAUUGGGGCCUAUCCAAGAUACUCUCGAUUAACCUGUGUUGAAUGCUACGAGGAAUUCCUUAGAGCCAAACCCAGGUAUACUGUUGAGUAAUCAUGUUGACCUCCUCGCAAGUUCCUAGGGGUCAGACCUAGAUACCUUGGAGUAGCUGUACUGAUUUUACUAGGAGGUACUACAGGGGCUAUGGGCGGAUAUUCUGGAGUAACCUGUGUCAACAUCAAAAGGAAGUAGUCGGUUCAUGUCCCUGGGAGGUCCUUUGGGCUGGACUCUGACACACUGUAACAGUUCAUGUCCCUGGGAGGUCCUUUGGGCUGGACUCUGACACUCAGUAACAGUUCAUGUCCCUGGGAGGUCCUUUGGGCUGGACUGGGACACCUAGUAGGAUAGUAGCCAGUUUAUGUCCCUCAGUGGUCCUGUGGGCUCCGUAGCCUGUUAAUGUCGCCUUGACUUACUGCCUGUGUUGAUGUCAUUAGUUCAGCUACAUGAGGUCCUAUUGGUCAAGCCCAGACACUCUUUGCGUAUCUUAUUUAUGUCCCUGGGAGGUCCUUAGGGCCAGACUUGGACAUCCUGUAGCCUGUUGAUGUCACUAGGUGUCUGGGGUCGCCCCCUGAUUUGACUGUCUUUGUUGAUGCUGUAGAUGUGUGUGGGGAGUCCCUUGUCUGUUGUGUGCCUUUGUAAUAGUAGUUUAGAACCCUCCCCACCGCAGUAGAUACGUACACCCUCAACACGUUAUCCUAUAUAUACACCAAACAGUUUGAAAUUUUAAGCUUGUCAUUUGAUAUAAGUAUUUUGUAUGGAGGAAAUACACUUUUCUUUGCAAUAAAUGAGUGUUUAGAAUUUUUAAGGUAAAGACAAAAAAAAAUCUUCCUAUGAUUAUUUUAGAAUGCUGUUGAUCUUGAAAAAUAUCCCAUUAAAACAGAAAUUAAUGUAGUGUGAAAGUCUUGCAUCCAAAUUAAGCUGAUUCCACCAAGAACUCUUUGACAAAUUUGUAGUCACUAUGGAAACGAGGGGUACUGAACAAGGGUGGCUAUGGAAUAUCCCUCAUUUAAGUGUACAAAUAAACAGUAAUAUAUUAACUGCUUUCAUUAUUAGCAUAUUUAGUCAUCCAUGAUAUUGAUUUAUCUUUGUUAAGUUUUAUUAUUUAUUCAUAAUUUAAAUAAUACUUAUGUACAUACUUAUUUAGUCGUCUCAACAAUGUAGUUUCAUCUUGGUCUGACCCUUAUAUUCGUUCCACUUGGUAAUGUGAUGCUGGUUUAGCAAUACAUUAGGUACCAUUCAUUUACCCCCUUGUUAGUAUGAUAUCGGUUAAAAUUACACAAAAAUUCAAUUCAAAUAUAAUUUCUAUUUCGAAUCUCAUUUUAAGAUUGUGGAAAGUAACAACAAAUACACAUGAUAUCUUCAGAAUCCAGUCCUGAUAUUCAAAUCUAUUUAAAAAAUAUCUGCAACUAAAAUGAUGAGAUACCAUUAUUACCAAGUGUUGAGCCAUGUAUGUUGUACAGUAAGAACCUCGUUUCCACGAUGACCAAAUCGUCACUGCGACAUUGAUAAAUCUAGGACAAGUUUACGAUAACAACUAGAUAUCAUUCUGUGAUCAUUUGAGCGGUGUGAUCCGAGAUCAUGACAUCAGUUGAGGUCAUUACGCCCCUAUGCCAAAGUAUCUUGAUAGAUCUGAACCUUGAUAUACCAAGCUUUUGUUAAUGACGACAAUGUCAAAAUCUCAAUAUUUUAUGAAAUAAACAUAACGACAAAAAAUAAAUAUGCAAAUUCUGGAUAUGUACUUGUGCUUAUGCCUAUGACUAGGGAUAAAAUUGAUUUUAAUAAUUUUCCCAUUAAUAAGCUUGGUACAGCUGAAAUGUUAUGAUACUUUAAUAGGUAGUACAUAUGUAAUGUUUAUUUAGAAAUGCUAGACUUGGAUGCAAGACUACUAAUGAAGACCUACUUUAGGGGGAUAGUUGGUGGCGCCAUUACUGUAUGAUUAUGUUGGUCAGUAAGAGCAUAUCUGUACAUGUUCUUAUAUUUAUAUAGAUUGUAGUCUCUAUAGUUAGCCUUGUAGUUGUACCAUGGAUCUAUCGUCAACGCAGUACAACCAUUUCUACUCAACAAAACAAUCCUUUCAAGUCCCAAUAGAUGGUCAUUAAAAACCUAAUGUUUGCUUUCAUUUAAGUUGCACUAAACUCUUUUUUUUUUGAAUUUAUGGUUAAACAUUUCUAAAUAGAAGUUUUAUGUGUGCAGCCAAGUGACUUAUCUACUACACCAUUGUAUAAGUAAAGAGAAUCUUAAUAUUUACAAUCAUGAAAAAAAUGCAUUAAUCAUCUCUAGAAUUAGAUACUGAAAAUCAUCAUUAUGAACCUCCGAAAAUAUCAUUGUAAGAGAGUGAAUCAAACUUCUGUGACCAAAGAGAGCAAAAUAAUUAUGGUGCUUCAAGAUUUGAACCGGUUAUUCAGUUUCCUCAAGGUAGAAUAGGGAUUGCACUGUUUUAUCAUCUCAUUGGUCAAUUUUUUUUUUCCAUAUUUCAUUUUUUCCUGCCAGUUGACAAAUAUAUCUUCAUGAAGUAAAAUCGUUACUCUUCCAGUAAAUAUUUGCCAAAAUGUUCUACAUUAUAAAGUUUUUGAGAAUAUUACAUACUGAAAUUGAAUUUUUUUAACGAAAUAUCACUUGGCUGCACACACACCCAAAAGGAUAAUAACUCUGGGUUUACUGCAGAAAUGACUACUCCACAAAAAAUCAUAGUUUCAACAAAAUUUAGAAAUAAUUUAUAUGAUAAAUAGUGAUGAGAAUAAGAUGUCUAAUGAAUCUGGUUGGCUGUAGUAAGAAUUUGCUGUUCUAUCCAGUUGUGUUUAUCUGUUGUUAUGAUCAGUUUGUGUAUCUACCCUGGGCCAGUCUCUAGUUAAUACAUCAGGACACUCUAGUUAACACAUCAGGACAGAACUGUUAUGUUGCUUUUUAUCACAUUCCAAGGUUAAUAAUUUCUCAAACACAGUUGUUAGCGGCUAAUGUUUAAAACAUUGCAUAGUAAUUACUUAUUUUAAAAAACACAAAUCCCAUCUGUUGCUAUUGUUUUUCACAAUAUGACAAAAAUCUUGUUACUUAAAAUAAUUUUUAAAUUGAAAAAAAAAAAAAUCAUAAUCAAUAUAAGGUGCUUUUGACUUAUUUUUCAGUGUGUGCAUGUGUUUAUACAAAAGUUUUUCAUAAAAAAGUUUUUAAUAAGUGUUGCUCCUUAGGUUUUUUGAAAUGGAAAAUAGGUGUAGAGUAGAUGAUAAUUUGUAUGGGAUGAUGUGUGAAUUUUCUGUCAGUUUUACUGUAAUGACCUGUGGAGUGGGGCAGUACCCAUGUCACUUAACAGGUACUCCCUCCCUUCAUGACGAAAACGAGUUUGUAAAAUUACUUGCCUCUUUCUGCGUCUGUUAGGUCUGCAAGACGGCAGUGUUUGCCAGGCACUGAACCAGGGAGUGGCAUAUUGUAUAUGCAUGCAUGUAUGAAGAACUAUUAACUCAGUAGAAAAAUAAUAUAAGAGGCUACAUGCAUAGUAUUUUUUGAGGGGACUAUUUCAACCCCACCAUGCAAUAGGUAUAGCAGCCCUUUCUCCCUCCCACAGGAACUGCAUGCCUACAAGUUGGGUAUGACCCCGAGUACAAUAUAUAUAUAUAUAUAUAUAAUUAGCCUUGAUCUCUAUGUUGAUUGAUGAACUGAUGGUUCUGUGUUAACUUAUAUAUAUUUGACAAACUGUACAACGGUAAUUCAUUUUUAUUGUCUAUUCACACGUUUUGUUAUGAGUGUAAACUGAAUGGUAUUCAAUAAAGUAUUUUGUUUGCUUCCAAAAA
This is a messenger RNA of Mizuhopecten yessoensis (Yesso scallop), 14384 nucleotides long. Its product is annotated as B-box type zinc finger protein ncl-1-like. Gene Ontology annotation, molecular function: mRNA 3'-UTR binding; zinc ion binding; protein binding. NCBI's taxonomy places the organism in Eukaryota, Metazoa, Mollusca, Bivalvia, Pectinida, Pectinidae. The record is from RefSeq and is a predicted model, not a curated record. Gene Ontology annotation, biological process: negative regulation of translation. Bases 202 to 2478 code for a protein of 758 amino acids. The transcript is spliced from 2 exons.